AACAAAAACGUCCUCGUUUGGGCUGCAGUCUGUAGAUUCUUUAUUAUUGCCCUUAAGUUCUGCUACACGUACCUUCACGUAAACCAAAAAUCUAUUAGUUGACUAAGAGUAAGAAGAGAAAAGAAAAGAUACAAAACCGGUCUCUGUGUUGGUGAUCUAAUACGUCGCCGUUUACCCUCUGCUUUCCGACACACACGCACGCACAGAAGUUUCUCAAGACAGAAUCUCAGUAUUUACAAAAUCCUCAUCGUCACAUUAUUAUAUUCAGACUUCACCAGUCACCACUACCAAAUCUCGAUCUCUUCUCUUUUUCACACACCUAAUACAUUCUACCAAAAUUAAUAUCCAUAACCAUGAACAGCAAUAGUAAUGAUAAUAAUAUUAUUAAUGCAUACCCUUUUGUUCUUCUUCUUCUGUUUCACAUAAUGUUUAUGGUUCACAAAGUUUCAUCCGCAGAAAUGCUCAUUUUGCCACUCAGGACUGAAGAAAUUCCAUCAAACUCAUUCCCUAGAUCUCCAAACAAACUUCCUUUCCGCCAUAACAUAAGCCUCACUGUCUCUCUCACCGUCGGCACUCCACCUCAAAAUGUCUCCAUGGUUAUUGACACUGGCAGUGAACUAAGUUGGCUCUACUGCAACAAAACUACCACCACCACUUCUUACCCGACCACUUUUAACCAGACCCGAUCCAUUUCCUACCGACCCAUUCCUUGUUCUUCUUCAACCUGCACUAACCAAACACGAGAUUUCUCUAUACCCGCUUCUUGUGAUUCUAACAGCCUCUGCCACGCCACUCUUUCUUAUGCUGAUGCUUCUUCUUCUGAAGGAAAUCUCGCCUCCGAUACUUUCCACAUGGGUGCCUCCGAUAUUCCGGGCAUGGUUUUCGGCUGUAUGGAUUCUGUUUUCAGUUCUAAUUCUGAUGAAGAUUCCAAGAACACGGGGUUAAUGGGUAUGAAUAGAGGCUCACUCUCUUUUGUUUCUCAAAUGGGUUUCCCGAAAUUUUCUUAUUGUAUUUCCGGUACCGAUUUCUCGGGCAUGUUGCUUCUCGGUGAAUCCAAUUUUACGUGGGCUGUGCCACUGAAUUACACUCCUCUUGUUCAAAUUUCAACCCCAUUACCGUACUUCGACCGGAUUGCUUAUACAGUUCAACUUGAAGGAAUUAAAGUGUCCGAUAGGUUGCUCCCCAUACCAAAAUCAGUCUUUGAACCGGAUCAUACUGGGGCAGGUCAAACCAUGGUUGAUUCGGGCACCCAGUUCACAUUCUUACUCGGGCCGGCUUACACUGCUUUAAGGAGCGAGUUCUUGAACCAAACAACUGGGUUUCUAAGGGUUUUAGAGGAUCCAGAUUUUGUGUUUCAGGGAGCUAUGGAUUUAUGUUAUCGGGUCCCGAUUAGUCAACGGGUUUUACCACGGUUACCAACUGUAAGUUUGGUGUUUAACGGAGCUGAAAUGACUGUAGCGGAUGAGCGGGUAUUGUAUCGGGUUCCAGGUGAAAUUCGGGGAAAUGAUUCCGUGCAUUGCUUAUCAUUUGGGAACUCGGAUUUGUUAGGCGUGGAAGCGUACGUGAUUGGUCAUCACCAUCAGCAAAACGUGUGGAUGGAAUUUGAUCUUGAGAGAUCAAGGAUUGGAUUGGCACAGGUGCGGUGUGAUUUGGCUGGUAAGAGAUUUGGUCUGGCCCUGUAACGGGCCCACAUGUUUAGGAUCAGAUACCCACGUGGGAGCAUUAGGCAACACGUGUGAUAGAUUUUUGGAGUUUCAGUUGUGAUUGAUUGAUGGGUUGUUAGGUUGUUAUAAUGUAGUUUAAGGGCCAUGGUAAUUAACAUGCUCCUGCAAGUUCGUACUGUCCAUCUCGUGGCCCCCACCAGAUAUGGAAGGCUUACACUGCUUUAUUAGGGAAGCGGUGAUGAAAAUAAUUGAUUGAAAAGUGUUAAAGACAUAUUAGGUAACCGUUCAAAAAGAGAAAAAAACUUACGAGAUAAAAUGGGUAAUUAGAAGAUGAUUUUCCCUUCUAAUGUAUAACAUUGUUUAGUUUGUGAUAAUAUUAGUAAAAUUGAUUUUGUUUUCUAA
Ricinus communis (castor bean) is the source of this 2066-nucleotide messenger RNA. Its product is annotated as aspartic proteinase PCS1. Gene Ontology annotation, biological process: proteolysis. The transcript has a single exon. The record is from RefSeq and is a predicted model, not a curated record. Bases 354 to 1682 code for a protein of 442 amino acids. Gene Ontology annotation, molecular function: aspartic-type endopeptidase activity. NCBI's taxonomy places the organism in Eukaryota, Viridiplantae, Streptophyta, Magnoliopsida, Malpighiales, Euphorbiaceae.